AAUGUAGACACUAUGAUUAUUUUUUCUUAUUUUCACAUUUAAAAUGAUUGGUAUUCAGUGGGUGUGAGUUUCGAGUACGAGUACAAUUCAGAAUAAAUGGGACUUUUUAAGUUUCUACGCAGUAAAUAUUUUGCUUUCACACACUAAGGUUUGAAAAAAACAAACUCUCCAGUUGAUCUAUGAAUUCUGCAAUAUAAAGACAGCUUCUUGCUCAUACAAUCAUCACCACUUCAAAGUUAACAAUGGCGCUCAAAAGCCUUAUACUUUUACCUUUCAUGCUACUUAGUGUUCUAUCUGCAGGUUCCAUCUUGGAAGAUGAAGCAGAAGCUUUAAAACAGUUCAAGAAUUUAAUCACGGAUGACCCAACUGGUGCACUCCUGGAUUGGAAUGCCGAUUCCAACCACCAUUGCAACUGGACUGGAAUCCAAUGCCAUAAUAUCACCAAACGUGUCUUUUCUAUUUCGAUUCAACAAACAUACCUCAAAGGCCACAUCUCUCCCUUUCUUGGAAACCUUUCCAGCCUCCAGCUUCUUGAUUUAUCUUAUAAUUCUUUCACUGGCAACAUUCCAUUCCAGUUGGGAUGCUGCACACACCUUUCCACCCUUAUUCUUUACACCAAUUCCCUCUCUGGCCCAAUUCCAUCAGAACUGGGGAGACUCCGGAAUCUCCAGACACUAGACGUGGGAAACAACUCCAUCACUGGAAUCAUUCCUGAUAGCUUGUGCAACUGCACUUCUUUGCUAGAGCUUAGUCUUGAUUCCAACCAACUUAGUGGUACAAUUCCAGAUGGAAUCGGUGAUUUGGUCACUCUUCAACUUCUUGGAGCAUUUCAUAACCGUUUAGAAGGUUCAAUUCCACCUUCGAUUGGCCGUUUGAAAGAGCUACAAAUUCUUGAUUUGAGCCAAAACCAACUUUUUGGUGUCAUUCCUAGAGAGAUUGGAAAUUUGUCAAGAUUACAAAUUCUUCAGUUAUUGGAAAAUUCUCUUUCUGGAACUAUACCAACCGAAAUUGGCCGUUGCAAAAAUCUCACUCUUCUGAGUCUAUACAGCAACAAGUUCACUGGAAGCAUUCCUAAUGAGAUUGGAAAUCUUCGAAAACUACAGGUUUUGCUAAUAUACAAUAAUCAAUUGAAUUCCACAAUUCCAAGAUCGUUGUUUCAGUUGAAAUCAUUAAUUGCUUUGGGACUGUCAAAGAAUAAUCUAGUCGGGAAUGUUUCUUCAGAGGUUUCUUCACUGGAAUCAUUGCAAUCAUUGACCCUACAUGAGAACAAGCUUACUGGUGAAAUUCCAGCAUCCGUAACCAGGUUAGUCAAUUUGACUUACUUGACCAUUAGCUUAAACUUUCUCACUGGAUCAAUUCCUUCAAGCAUCGGGUCUCUUAACAACUUAAGAAAUUUAUCACUAAGCAAUAAUCUUCUUGAGGGAUCUAUUCCAGAUAGCAUCACAAACUGUACAAAUAUCCGCUUGUUGGAUUUGUCUAGAAAUAGGAUGACUGGAGAAAUUCCUUUGGGUUUAGGAAAGUUAUCAAAUCUUAAAUUUCUUAGUAUCGGUCACAACAAAUUGUCUGGAAAAAUCCCAGAUGAUCUCUUCAAUUGUUCAAGACUUGUUACUUUAGAUAUAGCACAUAACAAUCUUACAGGGUUGUUGAAACCAGGAAUUGGAAGACUUUUUGAUCUCGAAAUCCUGCAAAUUCAUGGUAAUUCCUUUUUUGGGUUAAUCCCACAAGAAGUUGGAAACUUAACGAGUCUUAUGCUGUUAAAUCUUGGGCAAAACCAAUUUUCUGGCACCAUUCCUGUAGAAAUCUCAAAAAUUCCUUUCCUUCAAAGCCUUUUAAUGGGUAAUAACAAUCUAGAAGGUCAGAUUCCUGAUAAAAUCUUCGAGCUUAAUCAGCUGACUGAACUCUACUUGAUGAACAACAAAUUUGAGGGUCCGAUUCUAAAUUCUGUUUCAAGGCUGAAGAUGCUUUCGCGGUUGGAUCUUAGUGGAAACAGGUUUAACGGGUCGAUGGGGGACAGCUUGACAAAACUGAACCAGUUAAUUUUGAUAGACCUGUCACACAACUAUCUCACUGGAUCGAUUUCAGGGUCAGUGAUUUCAAGUAUGAAGAACAUGCAGAUAUAUCUCAGUUUCUCAAACAAUUUUCUUACAGGAAACAUCCCAAAUGAGUUUGGGAAGAUGGAGAUGGUGCAAGCCAUUGAUAUCUCAAACAAUAAUCUGUCAGGAGGUAUUCCUGUAACAAUUCAGAACUGCAGAAACCUGCAGAGUCUUGAUUUGUCAGGAAAUCAGCUUUCUGGUGGCGUCUCUGAUGAAAUAUUCCCUACUCUUGGCGUUCUUUCUUACAUAAAUUUCUCAAGAAAUCAAUUGGAUGGAAAGAUCCCAGAAAGCAUGGCGAAUCUGACACUUCUUACUUCGGUUGAUCUUUCACAAAACAAAUUCAAUGGCACGAUUCCUGAAGACUUUGGCAACAACGUGGCCUUAAAACACCUCAAUCUGUCGUUCAAUAACCUUGAAGGACGUGUUCCCGAUAUGGGAAUUUUCAAAAACUCUAGCGCAAUUGGAUUACUUGGAAAUCCGUCUUUGUGUGUUACCAACGACACCAAGUCAUGCGCCUUCUCGACUCAAUCAAAUCAUUCACAUCAAAUAUCAAGAAAAGCCGUAUUGAUUCUUGCAAUACUCGGAUCUCUAACGUUGCUUCUUGUACUGUUUUUGGGAAUUUUGUGUUAUCGUCAUGUCCGAAAACCGAAAGUUAAACAAUCUGAGGAUCCAGAACCAGAAUACACCCGACGGGCCACUCUCAAAAGAUUUGACAGAAAAGAACUUGAAGAUGCUACGAAUGGAUUCAGUGAAAGUAACAUUCUCGGUACAAGCAGUUUAAGCACAGUGUACAAGGGUACACUAGCAGAUGGAAGGAUGAUAGCAGUGAAGAAUUUGAAUUUCACUGAGUUUUCAGCUGAAUCUGAUAAGAGCUUCAACAAAGAAAUGAACACAUUAGCAAAAUUGAGGCAUAGAAAUUUAGUGAAAGUUCUUGGUUUUGCAUGGGAAAGUGGAAGACUAAAGGCUGUGGUUCUUGAAUUCAUGGAAAAUGGUAAUCUGGAUACGGUUAUACAUGAUUCUGGGACCGAUCGAUCAAGAUGGGAUCUUUCCGAGAGAGUUGACGUUUUGGUUUCAGUUUCAAGAGGACUUGUUUAUUUACAUUCCGGAUACGAUUUCCCUAUAGUUCACUGUGAUUUAAAGCCUUCUAAUAUACUUUUGGAUGAAAAAUGGGAUGCUCAUGUUAGCGACUUCGGGACAGCUCGGAUUCUGGGAGUUCAUAACCAGGAUGGAAGCAGUGUUUCUUCUGCAUCAGCAUUUCAAGGCACCAUUGGUUACUUGGCACCAGAGUUUGCAUAUAUGAGAAAAGUGACAACAAAAGUGGAUGUAUUUAGCUUUGGAGUAAUAAUUAUGGAAUUUAUCACUAGAAAAAGACCAACAGGACUCACCGAAGACGACGGAAUCCAACUCACUUUGCCACAGUUGAUAGAACAAGCACUUUCAAAAGGAACGAAUGAGCUGAUUGAAGUUGUAGAUCCUGAUUUGGCUUCCGAUUUCGCCACAAAACACGGCGUUGUAGAACAGAUUCUUCAGCUGGCUUUAUGCUGCACUCGAACAGAUCCAGAUGAUCGACCAGACAUGAACGAAAUCUUAUCUUCACUUACAAAGAUCAGCAAGAAAGUGUAGUUAGGGUUUUAAAUUGUUGAUACACUUUUGGUAUCUGUCGCUUGUUCUUAAUUUUGUAUGCGUUGUAAUGUAAUGAAACGGUCUUUUCGUUUAA
Molecule: messenger RNA, 3810 nt
Organism: Helianthus annuus (common sunflower)
Lineage: Eukaryota; Viridiplantae; Streptophyta; Magnoliopsida; Asterales; Asteraceae
Product: LRR receptor-like serine/threonine-protein kinase FLS2
Exons: 2
Coding region: 243-3716 (1157 amino acids)
Biological process (GO): protein phosphorylation
Molecular function (GO): receptor serine/threonine kinase binding; ATP binding; protein kinase activity
Source: RefSeq, a predicted model, not a curated record